ACGACGUUUGUUCCAUUUACCGAGACUUUCCAUUUUUAAAAAUAAUUAAUUUAAUUAACGCUUGACCUAUUAUAGUUACGAAAAGUGAGGAAAAAAAAGGAAACUACGGAUAAUUUCUUUUUUCUAAACUUUCCAUUUUUUCUGAAGAAGCAGAUGAUGUGACUAGUAUAAAUAUAUGAUGACUACCCCCAUGGAUUCAAUAAUCAUUCGAAACAAUCUCGAACACUUGUCCAAAAUAACACAGACUCUAUAAGAUUAUAUUUUCUGUUCAAUGGCAAUGACCGAUAAUAAUAAUCCCUUUUCUAUGUCGACCAUGUCUGAUGCUUUACAACACAUCCCUUUCUCUAAAGGAAUCUCCGGUUACAUUCCUCCUCCGGGAUACGCCCCACGCUCCUCCUCCGCCGUAGCAGACACUCGCUCAAACUCUCUGUUCAACGUUAUGACUAGCGGCCAAGGCUUGGCCCAGUUUAAAGAGAUCAUCUCAAAGUCUGACCGAAAAGAGCUUCAGCUGAUGGCGUCGUUGCUUACGUCAGACUCCGAUUACUUCAUGGAGGUUGUCAGAAACAUUAACGGGUCGAGACGCGUCCAGAAGCUCCUCGGGAUAUCAGACGACGUGGACGCUUUCUUCUACCCCGCUAUCUUGCGCCGGUUCUACCACAUUAUCACCGACAAGUACGCAUCCUACGUGGCGAUACGAGCUAUGCUCGUUUUCGACCAGAAGAAGCAGUAUGUAAUGUACGAGCACCUUCUCCACCACGCGCUCGACAUCGCGCGUAAUCAGUACGGCUGCAUUGCGCUCAACGAGAUCAUAACCGACGCUGAUGAUCCUUUCUACAGAAAUCUUCUACUAGACGUGGUAGCGCGCAACGCUCUCUACCUAAGUAAUGAUCCUUCAGGGAACUUUGUGGUCCAACACGUGCUUGCACUCUAUGACUUGCGUUGCACGCAUAACGUUGGUGUUAGUCUUCGUGGCCAUUGCGUUGAUCUGUCGUUUAAGAAGUAUGGAAGCUACAUCGUAGAGAAGCUUCUAGAUACUGAGGAAUCAAUGGCUGUGGUGGUUGUGGAGCUUUUGGAGUGUGAAGGAGGCAGGUUGACGAGGCUGGCGAGGAAUGAGUUUGGGAGUUUCGUGGUGGUCAAGGCAUUGAAAAUCACGCAGGGGAUGAAUAGGGUCGAUCUGUUUAGGGGUUUGGUGCAGAAGCUGAUGCCUUUUCGCCACCUUUUGGUUAGGUCUCACGGAAGCAACAUUGUAAACUUCUUGGAGUCGACUAUUUAAGUUACCUUGCUGGUCACAAUAGUCGUGUAUGUCUGUCUCAAACUAGUUACACAGUGCUGCAAAUUGUGCAAAUUUGAUGUGCUAAGUUCGAUUUUAUGGUAAUUGCUAAUAUCUUGUAAGAAAGGCUUCUUGAAGAAAAGUUAUCUGAAAACAUGAAUGUUCAAUUGUGUCUUUGUUUCAAACUAGCUGCAGUUGUCAAAUUGUUCGGAUUAUAAUGUGUUAGGCUCAUUCUCAAUUAUUGAGGUCUUCUAAGAUUGGCUCGUUGAAGAAGAGUUGCAAUUUGAGAAACAUGAAAUAUUCAUCGACAGUUUUCUUUAAAAUAUGAAAUUCCAUAACUAAAACCUAAACAUAAGUUCUAUCAUGUCUAAUUGAAAUUUUAAACAAAAAAUAACUAUAAACAUAGGUUCUAUCAUGUCUAAUUGAUCCACCAAUUUGAAAACAAAAAGUAUCAAGAGAGUAUUAAAUGACCUUAAGGUAGCUUAAAUAAAGAUAUCAGUCUUAAAAAAAACUUACACUACCAGGGAUGGCUUAGUGCAAAAACAAGGAAGGAAUCAGCGAGCAUCUCCAACUUUUCCACAUUCAUUUUAUACACUCCCACUUUUCCACAUCCAUUUUAUACACUCCAAACAGAUUAUCUUCAUCAGAUCUCGCACAUGCAGUAACAUCAAAACAUCUCCGGACGUCUGGUUCUUAACUUCCUACAUUAGCACGAGAGCCUAUCUUGAAAUUUUACAAUACAUAAACAAUUUAUUAAGAAUUUUAAUAAAUUAAAUUUUAAACAGUAUAAUAUAUGUCCAUAUAUAUAUAUUCAUAUAUUAAUUCAAACAUUUUUGGAUAUUCAAAACCAAUAUUUCAUUUAGCUAUGUCUAGGAUACGUCCUCAGCAAGACGCAUGCUAUGAUCAUCGCCAAGAGAAUAAUGUAAUGUGUGUAAAAAAAAAUGAAAAAAAAAAAGCGUGUGUGCGUUAAUUGUGAUGUCCGAUGGACAAGCCUAAAGGGAUAAUUAAUGGAUGGUUUAUGAUGUCUCUAGAUAAGCCCAAAUCAUCAAACUAAAGAUUCUGAUGCAACCAUAUUCUCUUCUCUCGUUCUAUUAGUUAGAUCUGGUUAUAACCGAUUUCUGCUCAUUGGAUGAUCUUUGCAAUGAGAAACGUUUGCUCAUGGAUCUCGAAUCCAUG
Messenger RNA from Brassica napus (rape), 2446 nucleotides. RefSeq names its product pumilio homolog 18. The record is from RefSeq and is a predicted model, not a curated record. Gene Ontology annotation, biological process: post-transcriptional regulation of gene expression. NCBI's taxonomy places the organism in Eukaryota, Viridiplantae, Streptophyta, Magnoliopsida, Brassicales, Brassicaceae. Bases 272 to 1273 code for a protein of 333 amino acids. The transcript has a single exon. Gene Ontology annotation, molecular function: mRNA binding. Gene Ontology annotation, cellular component: cytoplasm.